CAAGAGAAACAGUGCGUGUGAAGUCCUCGAGCACAGCAACGAGCUGUGCAGACAAGUCAAGGGUCCAAACUUUCAUUCCUAGUUUUAUUUAAGCGCACUGGAAACAUGUCCAAACCUCUGACCGACCACGAAAAGCGCAAACAGAUCAGUGUGCGUGGUAUAGCUGGCCUCGGGGAUGUUGUCGAAAUCAAAAAGAGCUUCAACAGGCAUCUUCACUUCACCCUUGUGAAGGAUCGCAAUGUGGCCACCCCGCGGGAUUAUUACUUCGCUCUUGCGCACACGGUCCGGGAUCACCUGGUGGGCCGCUGGAUCCGCACUCAGCAGUAUUACUAUGAGAAAGACCCGAAGCGCAUCCAUUAUCUGUCUCUGGAGUUCUAUAUGGGCAGAACUCUCCAGAACACCAUGAUUAAUCUUGGUCUGCAGAACACUUGUGAUGAGGCCAUCUACCAGCUUGGACUGGACUUGGAAGAACUGGAAGAAAUUGAGGAAGAUGCUGGACUGGGGAAUGGAGGUCUUGGGCGUCUAGCAGCUUGUUUCCUGGACUCCCUGGCAUCUCUGGGUCUGGCAGCAUAUGGUUAUGGCAUUCGUUAUGAGUUUGGAAUCUUCAAUCAGAAGAUCACCAAUGGCUGGCAGGUAGAGGAGGCUGAUGAUUGGCUUCGCUAUGGUAACCCCUGGGAGAAGGCCAGACCAGAGUACAUGCUGCCUGUGCAUUUCUAUGGUCGAGUGGAGCACACACAUGAGGGAUCAAAGUGGGUUGGCACCCAGGUGGUGCUUGCAAUGCCUUAUGACACUCCUGUGCCUGGUUAUAAAAACAACACUGUGAAUACAAUGAGACUGUGGUCUGCCAAAGCUCCUAAUGAUUUCAACCUGCAAGAAUUUAAUGUGGGGGACUACAUCCAGGCUGUUUUGGACCGGAACCUGGCAGAAAACAUCUCACGAGUACUGUACCCCAAUGACAAUUUUUUUGAAGGGAAAGAGCUCAGAUUAAAGCAGGAGUACUUUGUGGUGGCUGCUACUCUGCAGGACAUUAUCAGGCGUUUCAAAUCUUCAAAGUUUGGCUGCAGGGAUCCUGUACGCACCUCUUUUGAGACUUUCCCUGAGAAGGUGGCGAUCCAAUUAAAUGACACUCAUCCAGCACUGGCAAUUCCUGAGCUAAUGAGAAUCUUGGUGGAUAUUGAGCGCCUGGACUGGGAAAAGGCAUGGGAGAUCACCACAAAGACGUGUGCGUACACAAACCACACAGUGUUACCGGAGGCUCUUGAGCGCUGGCCUGUUUACAUGUUUGAGAAGCUUCUACCACGACACCUGGAGAUCAUCUAUGAGAUCAACCAGCGACACCUGGAUAGAAUUGCUGCUCUGUAUCCAGGGGACGUUGAUCGCUUGUGCAGGAUGUCUCUGAUUGAGGAGGGCGAUCCAAAGAGAAUCAACAUGGCUCACCUCUGUGUGGUGGGGUCCCACGCCGUCAACGGAGUCGCACGGAUUCACUCCGACAUUGUCAAAAGCACCGUGUUUAAGGACUUUUGUGAUGUUGAGCCAGAAAAAUUCCAGAACAAGACGAACGGCAUCACACCUCGUCGCUGGCUGCUCCUCUGUAACCCGGGCCUGGCUGACAUCAUCGCUGAGAAAAUUGGUGAGGACUUCUUAACAGAUCUGUUUCAAUUGAGGAAGCUGGCAGACUUCAUCAAAGAUGAAACGUUUAUUCGGGAUGUGGCCAAAGUUAAACAGGAGAAUAAGCUGAAGUUUGCAGCAUAUCUGGAGAAUGAGUACAAAGUGAAGAUCAACCCUGAGUCCAUUUUUGACGUUCAUGUCAAGAGAAUCCAUGAGUACAAGAGACAACUGCUCAACUGCCUUCAUGUCAUCACUUUAUACAACAGGAUAAAGAAGGACCCAAACAAGAAGGUUGUUCCCAGAACAGUAAUGAUUGGUGGAAAGGCAGCACCAGGCUAUCACAUGGCAAAGAUGAUCAUCAAACUGAUCACCUCUGUGGGAGAAGUGGUGAAUAAUGAUCCUGUGGUGGGUGACAGACUCAAGGUCAUUUUCCUGGAAAACUACAGAGUCUCACUAGCUGAGAAGGUGAUCCCUGCUGCUGACCUGUCUGAGCAGAUCUCCACGGCGGGUACGGAAGCUUCCGGUACAGGAAACAUGAAAUUCAUGCUGAACGGCGCUCUGACCAUCGGUACCAUGGAUGGAGCCAACGUGGAGAUGGCAGAGGAAGCUGGAGAGGAAAACCUUUUCAUCUUUGGCAUGAGGGUGGCGGAUGUGGAGGCCAUGGACAAAAAGGGAUACAAUGCUAGAGAGUACUAUGAUCGUCUGCCUGAGCUCAAACAGGUGAUGGAUCAAAUCAGCGGUGGAUUCUUCAGCCCCAAAGAGCCUGAACUCUUCAAAGUCGUCGUCAAUAUGCUCAUGAAACAUGAUAGGUUCAAGGUGUUUGCAGACUAUGAGUCCUACAUCAGCUGUCAAGAAAAAGUUAAUCAACUCUACAGGAACCCAAAAGAAUGGACCAAAAAGGUCAUCAAGAACAUUGCCGCUUCUGGUAAGUUCUCCAGUGACCGCACCAUUGCAGAGUACGCUCGUGAGAUCUGGGGGGUGGAGCCGUCUGAUGUGAAGAUCCCACCACCUAAUGAACCACGUGAAUGAGAAAGUGGGCGACUCCAUGGUUAGCUGGUGUCCACUGAGUGUGCUUGCCUAAUUCUGAACUUCCCAGUUUUGUCAGAGUGCCUUGACUCUGGCCUUACCUGAUUGACAGAUUCAGGUUGCCUUUUACUAUGCAUAAGCCAUGUGGAGCCUCCUUGAAUUGCAUUACUGUAGUGUAACCCUAACACACAUUAAAAAAAACUUACUCUCAA
This is a messenger RNA of Myxocyprinus asiaticus (Chinese sucker), 2846 nucleotides long. Its product is annotated as glycogen phosphorylase, brain form. Gene Ontology annotation, biological process: glycogen catabolic process. Bases 106 to 2637 code for a protein of 843 amino acids. Gene Ontology annotation, cellular component: cytoplasm. Gene Ontology annotation, molecular function: pyridoxal phosphate binding; glycogen phosphorylase activity. The transcript has 20 exons. Lineage: Eukaryota; Metazoa; Chordata; Actinopteri; Cypriniformes; Catostomidae. The record is from RefSeq and is a predicted model, not a curated record.